AUGGCACCAACGAUGAAACGAACGGCGCUGGAAGUCGCCUUGUUCCUGGCUUCUCAAGCAGCUGUCUACUAUACCAUGAAAUGGGUGCUGGAUUCCAUGCUUCCUGACCGCAAGGAAGAAAAAGUGAAGGAGAAGCAGAUGGAGGCUUUGAAGCGACUGGGGCAUCUUGAUUUGGAACUGGACGAAUACGAAAGACGAGUAGCGAACGAGGUCAUUCAUCCAGACGACAUCCACGUUACCUUUAAAGAUAUUGGAGGACUGGACCAUAUCGUCUCUUCACUACGCGAAUCCGUCAUCUACCCACUCCUCUAUCCCAACCUCUUCACAGCAUCGUCCUCACUCCUUGGUGCGCCGAAAGGUGUCCUGCUCUUCGGUCCACCAGGAUGCGGCAAGACAAUGAUGGCCAAAGCCCUCGCAAAGGAGUCUGGGGCUACCUUCAUCAACAUCGCCGCCUCCGUCCUCACCAACAAGUGGUACGGCGAAUCCAACAAGCUCGUUGCCGGACUGUUCAGUCUAGCGCGGAAAGUCCAACCAAGCAUCAUCUUCAUUGACGAGAUCGACUCAUUCCUCCGGGAGAGGACCAAGGGUGACCAUGAAGUGACGGGGAUGAUGAAGGCGGAAUUUAUGACGCUGUGGGAUGGUUUGACAUCGUCGACAGAUAGGAUAUUGGUCCUUGGUGCAACGAAUCGACCUAACGACAUCGACUCUGCAAUCUUGCGGCGGAUGCCUAAACGUUUCGCAGUGGGACUACCCAACUAUGACCAACGUCUCAAAAUUCUCCAACUUAUGCUCAAAGAUACCAAAACCGAACCCGACUUUUCCGUCGAACAGUUGGCCCAACACACAACAGGCUUCUCCGGAUCUGACCUCCGAGAGCUGUGUCGGAACGCAGCCAUGGUCCCUGUUCGCGAAUACAUGCGGAGUGCAGAGGGUAAUGAGGAGUUGCUUGCUAAGGGACAGCUUGAGGGCUUCGACCUACGACCGUUACGACUCGCCGACUUUUUCGUUCAAGAUGGCACUAGCCCAUUACCUCCUAGAGAUAUUGAUGAUGAAAGUCUGGCACGGUUUGACGAUCCAGAGUGA
Molecule: messenger RNA, 1083 nt
Organism: Coprinopsis cinerea okayama7#130
Lineage: Eukaryota; Fungi; Basidiomycota; Agaricomycetes; Agaricales; Psathyrellaceae
Product: ATPase
Exons: 9
Coding region: 1-1083 (360 amino acids)
Cellular component (GO): mitochondrial outer membrane
Molecular function (GO): ATP binding; ATP hydrolysis activity
Source: RefSeq, a predicted model, not a curated record